Dictyostelium discoideum AX4 is the source of this 1011-nucleotide messenger RNA. RefSeq lists its product as hypothetical. The transcript has a single exon. The coding region runs from base 1 to 1011 and encodes 336 amino acids. The record is from RefSeq and is a predicted model, not a curated record. NCBI's taxonomy places the organism in Eukaryota, Evosea, Eumycetozoa, Dictyosteliales, Dictyosteliaceae.
AUGAUAAAAUUAUUAGUUUCAAUUUUAAUGAUUUUAUUAUUAAAUAAUUUAGUUGAAUCAAAAUGUGAAGAUUUUGAAAAUUGCCCAACAUUUUUUGUUGAAAGCCUUAAUAUUAUUGCCAACACUUAUGGAUCAGUUAUAACAGUGAAUGGUGUUGAUUUUGGAUCCGAUGUUAUUGGCGAAACUAUUAUUGUGGAAGAUAAUAUUGAUGGAGGUGGAGCAUCAGUUAAAGUUUUAGUACCAGAUUCAACAUUGGAAAUUGAUAUACCAGCAGGCCAAUCAGAUAAAAACUUUACAAUUAUCGCAUACUUUUUAGAUUAUAAUUAUAAUCAAACAUUUAAUUAUACAUAUGAAAAACCAGUUAUUUCUUCAUACACUUUCAAAAUGAAAAGAGAUAAUAAUAACCAAAUUAUUUCUGGCAGUGGUGAAUUAUCAAUUAUUGGUAAAGGUUUUAGUUAUAAAUUAGAGAAUAAUGUUACAUUGAAUGGUCAAAUUUAUAAAGCUUCAAAAGCUAUUAAUGGUUCUAUUACAUUGACUGAUUCAAUUAAUCCAACAAAUUAUUUAGAUAAAGGUGGUAAAUUUGAAAUUAUGAUGAAUGUUGGAGGCCAAAUAUCAGAGUCUGUUACAUUUUAUUUAUUUGAGGAAUUGUCAAUCACAAAUAUUCCAAAAUUAAAUAUUACAGGUGGUAAAUCAAAUUUGAAUGGUUCUUUUAAAACAUCAUUUCCAAAUUUAUUGAAUUUAAAAAUCAAUAAUAUUCCAUGUGAAAUCGAAUCAAUUGAUGCAAAUAAUUUAGUAUUUAAAUAUCCAUCGGUUUCAAAGUCUGGAAAAUAUCCACUCACAGUUUCUUUUGGUGAUGAGUCAAUUUCUCAAGACGUUGAAUAUGUAAUCUUUGAUAAUGAUAAUGAUGAUGAUGAUUCUGAUGACGAUGAUAGACCAUCAAAUUCAAAUGUUUUAUCUUAUUCUUUAAUUUUAAUUUCUUCAAUAUUAUUUAUAUUAAAAUUAAUAAUUUAA